Molecule: messenger RNA, 1819 nt
Organism: Hyalella azteca
Lineage: Eukaryota; Metazoa; Arthropoda; Malacostraca; Amphipoda; Hyalellidae
Gene: Caf1-55
Product: chromatin assembly factor 1 p55 subunit
Exons: 10
Coding region: 138-1436 (432 amino acids)
Biological process (GO): regulation of gene expression
Cellular component (GO): nucleus; ESC/E(Z) complex; NuRD complex
Molecular function (GO): histone binding
Source: RefSeq, a predicted model, not a curated record
CUCCCUUUCUCUCUCUCUCAACGCCGAAGUUUGGUGUUGGCGCCAUAAAGUGUUGGAAGGGCUGAGUGUAUUUCUUAAAUCGACGAAGUAUAAAAUGCAAUUCUGAAAUAGGAAGAGCGAAAAUUUUCAAAGCAAUCAUGGGUGAUAAAGAAGGAAGCGCAAAAGGAGCUGAAACAUUUGAUGAUGCUGUUGAGGAAAGAGUCAUCAAUGAAGAAUACAAGAUAUGGAAGAAGAACACACCUUUCCUUUAUGAUCUUGUUAUGACCCAUGCACUGGAGUGGCCAUCUCUUACUGCUCAGUGGCUGCCUGAUGUCACAAGGCCUGAAGGGAAGGACUACAGUAUUCACCGCCUUAUACUUGGGACUCACACAAGUGAUGAACAGAACCACCUCCUUAUUGCCUCAGUUCAGCUGCCAAAUGAAGAUGCUCAGUUUGAUGCUGCGCAUUACGACAAUGAAAAAGGAGAGUUUGGUGGCUUUGGAUCUGUGAGCGGUAAGAUAGAGAUCGAGAUUAAGAUAAACCAUGAAGGUGAAGUAAACAGAGCUCGCUACAUGCCACAAAAUCCCUGCGUGAUUGCCACCAAGACUCCCUCAAGUGACGUGCUUGUUUUUGAUUACACCAAACACCCCAGCAAACCUGACCCAUCGGGCGAGUGUCAUCCUGACCUUAGAUUGCGCGGUCACCAGAAGGAAGGGUACGGUUUAUCUUGGAAUCCCAACCUGAACGGAUAUUUGCUGAGUGCCUCCGAUGAUCACACCAUUUGUUUGUGGGACAUCAAUGCAACUCCUAAAGAAAACCGAGUUAUUGAUGCCAGGACGAUCUUUACCGGUCACACAGCGGUCGUAGAGGACGUCGCGUGGCACUUGCUCCACGAUUCGCUCUUUGGUUCGGUGGCCGAUGAUCAGAAGCUCAUGAUCUGGGACACUCGCAGCAACAACACUAACAAACCCUCGCACACCGUCGACGCUCACACUGCUGAGGUCAACUGUCUCUCCUUCAAUCCUUAUUCCGAGUUCAUCCUGGCUACGGGCAGUGCCGACAAGACUGUGGCCUUAUGGGAUCUACGCAACCUUAAACUCAAACUGCAUUCCUUUGAGAGUCAUAAAGAUGAGAUUUUCCAGGUUCAAUGGUCCCCCCAUAACGAAACUAUUCUCGCGAGCUCCGGCACUGAUCGCCGCCUCCACGUCUGGGAUCUCAGCAAAAUCGGAGAGGACCAAAGUCCCGAGGAUGCCGAGGACGGCCCCCCCGAGUUGCUUUUCAUCCACGGCGGACACACGGCCAAGAUUUCCGAUUUUUCAUGGAACCCGAACGAGCCGUGGGUGGUUUGCUCCGUCAGCGAAGAUAAUAUCAUGCAGGUCUGGCAAAUGGCCGAAAAUAUUUACAAUGACGAGGAACCGGAGACGCCGGUGUCGGAGCUGGAAUCAGCGGCGUCGUGAGGAGGCCGGCGAAACUUCCGUUUCUGCUAGCAGUUUUAUAAAGAUUUGUCAAGUAAUAAGUUCACUCUAUGGAGUCUUCGGCUGGUUAGAAAUCAUCAUUUAAUACGGCAUUCCUCUCUGCUUGAAUGGUCUACGAAUGUUUGAAUAAUAUUGGGUGUUGAUUCUUUUGUUAUCAUUCUUUCGUAAACUUAUUUCUUCCUGUUACACUUACAGCCUCUGCGACAGCAUUUUAAUGGAAGAUUAUUCUGAAUAGACUUGCGGUUGGUUGUAAUGAAGUGAUCCACUUUUCCUGUCAGUUAUAUUGAUAAAAAUGUAUCGACAUAUUAUUACCUUUGUAUUGCUUUUAUCAGGAUAGUAAUGUUCACAGUAAAAAUUUUGAUGCG